AUGGAAAUACAUAACAGAAAUGUAAAAAGGAUGACUGCAAGAAAAGAUCAUUUAGAAGAGAGUACAAUUAAAAUCAAUUAAUCACAUUUGUUUAGCUUAUGCAAACGGCAUUUCUAAUCAGCAAUCAUGACUAUUCUUAGGAAAGAACUAAGAAAUGUAUAUCGAGGACCAGACAAAGCCUAUGCAUCCAUUGACUUUACAGGUAUAGGCUCUUUCAAUGAGAUUGAUUUUAUGAACUCAAUGAUUGUCAAGAAAAUUAAUGUAACUCCAGAGGAAUUAAAAGAUUUCUUCUUCCUUACUAAUAUGUUCAAGAGCCCCAUGAACUUUGAUUCAUUUAAAAAGAUAUUUUUCCCACACCUCUCUAUGAUACAAGAUGAUGGAGGGUCAGAUUAAGAAAAAAGAGAGAAGUAGGAUAAAUCGAUGAUGAAGACUAACAAGGGGAAACAGCCUGAAAUCAUUUAGGAAAGGCUGAAGAAAUUGGAGAAACUGCUUAAGGAUAGAUUGUCUAAUAACUGGGACUCAGUUAGGAAAGCAUUCCUUGGCCUUGACACAGACUAUGAUGGCUAUAUCACAGUAGAAGAUAUCUUACGUUACUUCGGUUAAGACAAUAAGGAAUUCAUCUUUAAUGAUCUCAAAAAGCUAAUCAUGGAAAAAGAUUCAUCUAAGCAAGGCAAGCUUGGCUACUCAGAUUUCUCUAAAUGGGUUGGAAACUCUAUACAUUAAAGUGAAGGAUUUUACUUUAGACACGACUCGGUUAAAAACCCUUAAUUUGAAAGGAAUCUUGAGAAUCAAGGUCAUAUUAAUGAGAUGAAGAAAGAAAUAAGCACUUAACUUAUGAAUGAAGGAUUAGAAAAGACAAUUAUUGAAAAAAUCAAGAGCUAGUGGAAGACAAUAAGAAAGGCCUUCAUUGAUCUCAACAAGGAGAAAACUGGAUUUAUUGAGGCAGAAGAGUUAAGAUUCUAUUUUUUGCAUUGGGGAUUGACACUUACUGAUGCAUAAUUCCAGUUUAUUUUCAACAAAUUUGACUUUGACAAGGAUGGCAAGAUUUCCUAUAAGGAUUUCCACAAAAGUGUUGGGUCUGAAAUUCAUCCAGGCGAAACCUUGUAUUUCAGAUAAGACAAGCCUCAUAUGAUGAGGAUGAAUAAGUGCCAGCAUAACAAAUGCUGGCAGCCUACAUAAGGCUAUGGAAAUUUCUGCCAACUCCAUAAUAAGAUGUAUAUUGACCAAGGUACUGAAUACUUCCAGCAAAUAUUCAAUAAAAUUGGGAGUGAAAAGUGGCCUUAAUUCAUAUAGAAAAUUAAGGACGCUUCAGAGGUUGAUGACCAUAGGCAGAUAUUCUUUGACAAGUUUUGUUCUAUCUUAAAUUAAUAUGGUGUAACACUAUCAGAACAUAAAAAAUAACUAUUGCUGGAUACUUUCCCAGGGAGAAAUGAGGGAGAAAGAAUGAGAGUGAAUAUUGGGAAACUGUAUGAAGUAAGAUACAAUGACAAACUCAAGAAAAUAUAUUUCAAGAUUAAGAUGCAGGAGACUGAUGAUGACGAUGUAGCAGUGGACACAAGUGGGUACACAGGUAAUUUUCAUAGAAAUGUUGAUGAAAGACUACUUCUGCCUUUUGAUAUUGAGUAGCUAUGCUAGGUUAUCUAUAGAAACAAUAAACUUGUUGAUAUAAUGAGAGCAAUAAAGGAUAUAGAUAAAGAGCACAAUGGGUAUGUCACAAGUACAGAAUUAGAUGAUAUACUCAAGAUCUCAUACAAAAAAGAACUUGGAGAUAAGAAUCUUAAGAGCAUGUUUAAGCCCUUUGCCUCUAUUCAAAAUAAGAUCUUGAUUGAUUAUAAAAGGUUUAGAGAUCAUAUCCUCAAUAGAUUUUCAAAGUAUAAGUAAGAAGAAACUGAUAAAGAAUUCAGCAAGAGAUUGAAGGCUCUUGAACAGUAAAAGCAAGAUAUCAAAUAGAAAAUUUUGAAGUAGGAUAGAGUAAUUUCAAGUAUUAGCAGAGAGAUCAAGCAUGAAUAUAUGGGUCACUUAAGCAAGCACAAUUAAUCAGUCUAGGAUGCUCCAGAAGCAGAAAAAAGAAUUGGUUCUCUUAAUGGAAGUUUAGUUAGGAAUAAUAAUACAUCAAUGAAUUCAAUAGAAAGAAAAGACCUCAAUAUUGAUAAUAAAUUCGAGAAACUAUAGACAAAUAGAUAUUAUAACACCCUUGAAACUUAGAAAUAUAUGAGUCAGAGAGAACUUACAAGAGGAGGAAUUACUGGCUGGGUUAAAGAUGAUUUCUAGACUUUCAAUGGCUGA
Molecule: messenger RNA, 2286 nt
Organism: Stylonychia lemnae
Lineage: Eukaryota; Ciliophora; Spirotrichea; Sporadotrichida; Oxytrichidae
Source: the annotation of a GenBank genome assembly